Molecule: messenger RNA, 5316 nt
Organism: Chilo suppressalis (striped riceborer)
Lineage: Eukaryota; Metazoa; Arthropoda; Insecta; Lepidoptera; Crambidae
Source: the annotation of a GenBank genome assembly
CGGUCGUCGCGGACACCGCAUGUGUCGCAGUCAUUCGCUAUAUUUAUAAUUUUUAUUCCCCAAAAGUCAAGGGUAUCUUCAUGAUUAUUAAAACAAUUUAAGUGUAGAUUGCAUGUUACAAGAUCCAGAUUAUAAUCUUUUAUAUUUCAUUACUUUUACUAAUCGUGAUAUUCCCGGCCACAUUAUAAACACCACAAAAACAAAUAGAUUAGUCGGUGCGAUUAUACGAGAUGACUAUGCGUAGUGUUCCUAAAAUGAGGAGGCUGCUGGACGGCAUGAACAAGGGCUCGAAGAUGGCGAGAAGAACUAUGUGGACCACCGAUAGAAUCAUCACGACCCCAUAUGAGAAAAUUGAAAUACCGAAUUGCACUGUAUACGAUUACGUCUGGGAAAACCUGGAGAAAUGGCCGGAGAAGACGCUAUCGGUAUGUGCAGAUACUGGCAGAGGUUAUACUUACGAGCAGGCAUUCAACCUGUCAAACGCGUUCGCCGCCAACCUUCGACUGAAGCUGAACAUCAGAGACGGUGACACUGUGUCCAUGAUGCUGCCGAACAUUCCAGACUUCCCGCUGAUCGCCAUCGGAAUACUGGGAGCCGGUGGUGUCAUCUCCACUAUUAAUCCAAUUUAUACUGCUCAUGAAGUACAACGACUGCUCGUCAUGUCUAACUCCAAGGCUAUAGUUACUAUGCCGGACAAAUUGAAAACUGUACAAGAUGCAUUAAAAUUGGCAAAAAUUAACAUACCGAUUGUAAUUGUGAAGACGAACGGAGAUGCGGCACCUGAAAAUACGUUUUGUUUUAAUGAACUAAGCGAAGAUGUUCACGUUGACAAAUCCUGCUUGAAGGAAGUUAGAAGAUCGCCGACUGAUACAUGUUUUUUGCCUUAUUCUAGUGGUACAACAGGACUCCCAAAAGGUGUAGAGCUAUCUCAUAGAAACUUAGUAGCUAACAUGCAACAAAUGAAUAAUCCCAAGAUCAGGAAUCAUAUGGACACUUCUGCAACACAUCAAGACGCUGUGUUGGGUUGUUUACCGUUCUUUCACAUAUACGGAGCAUCAGUGAUAAUGUUCCACAAAAUAUCAGUGGGUGCAAAAAUCGUGGCGUUAUCAAAAUUCACACCGGAUAGCUAUUUCAAAUCGUUAGAGAAAUAUAAAAUUGAUAUUUUGUAUGCUGCACCUCCCAUGAUAUUGUUGAUGGGUGGUCAUCCAGCUAGCACAACAGAGACACUUCAACAUUUAAGAUCAGUUAUUAAUGGAGCUGCACCAUUGAGCAGUACGGAUGUGGAACGAUUCUUAAGUAAAGUUAAAAAUGGUAUUGACAUACGACAAGCGUAUGGCUUAACAGAGACGUCACCUCUUGUUAUUAUGCCACCAACUGGUAUAAAUAAUUACCAAACUGUGGGAUAUCCGGUUUCAAAUACAGAAGCUAAGAUUGUAGAUCAAGAUCUUAAAGUACUUGGUCCAAAUGAAGCAGGUGAGUUACUACUUAGAGGACCACAGGUGAUGAAAGGUUACAGAGAUAAUCCAAAAGCGAACAGUGAAGUCUUUACAGCAGAUGGAUGGUUUAGAACCGGAGAUGUGGCUAUAGCAGAUGACAAGGGACUCAUCACAAUAACAGAUAGAAUCAAAGAGCUUAUAAAGGUCAAAGGUUACCAAGUUCCUCCAGCUGAAUUAGAAGCAUUACUCCGUGAACAUCCAGCUGUGCUUGAUGCAGCUGUCAUAGGAAUCCCACAUUCAUCCAAAGGCGAAGUACCUAAAGCGUUUAUUGUUCUUAAAGAUGGACAGAAGGCUGAAGCUAAAGAUAUUAAAGAUUUUGUCAAAGAAAGAGUGGCGCCCUUCAAGAAAAUAGAAAGUGUUGAAUUCUUAGACAGUAUACCGAAGAGUUCUGCAGGAAAAAUAUUACGAAAAGACUUAAAGGCUAAAUAUGCGUGAACUUAAGACUUAAGCACUAUUUUAAAGAUAAGAAAAUCUAUUUUAAAGAGAUGAGGGACCUUGGGGUAAUUAUUGAUGACAAACUUCUUUUCAGCCCAUAUUAGCAAUAUUGUAGCAAAAUCGUAUAGAAUGCUAGGUUUCAUCAUGCACAUUGGAAAGGAAUUCCGUUGCGCAUCUACUUUGAUAAUACUGUUUAAUGCAUUUGUGAGACCACACCUUGAAUAUGCCUCUUGUGUACCAGUAUAAUACAUACAUUAAUGCUAUUGAAAGAAUUCAACAUAAAUUUGUAAAGUACUUAGAAAACAGAAUUAAUGUUAACUUAAUUAUUAAUGAUUGUGAAACAAAGUUACAGGUUACAUCCUCGCAACAUCGCAGAACUGUUAGAGAACAAUUAUUUCUUAACAAACUAAUUAAUAACCUUGUAGAUUCACCGUUCUUUUUGCAGAGGAUUGGUUUCCGUUGUCCUAAUAGAACUAGGUCUGACAACACGUUUGUAAUAUAAUUCAGCAGGACCAAGUUUGCUGCAAAUAGUUUCAUAACUAGAGCAUGUCACAGCUAUAAUAAAUACUUCAGGGGAUUGAAUAUUAUUUUGCCUUUCUUACAAUCAAUUUAGAAAUGAAUGCUAUAAGGUCGUUUUACCCUAACACUAAGUAAUUAUUUUCUUACCAUAAAUUUUAAUUAUCAUGAUCUUUAUUGUAUUCACAUAACUUUAAAUACUCUAAAUAUUUUCCUUAUUUUUAGAUAAAUUAUGAAGUGUAUGAAUGUUAAAGUCUGUGGAAACUUAACUGGUUUAUUGAAAAGUAAUAAGUGUUACUAAAUUGAAUUGUGUAAAACUGUAUGUUUCCCAAAUGAAAAUAAAUAAAUAUUAAAAUGUAGAACAAUCAUUAAAAUAAGCAGGAGACGACUUUGAAGUACGCUCGAUAAAGUCAUAACAGAGAAUCUAAAUUAUCAAUAUAUUAUUUAUUUAUUCAGAGAUGUAGUAAAAGGGAUCGUGGCGCCACUGGGACAUUUUUUUAAUUUUUCUGUUAUACUAACAUCUUGUAAAAAUCUUUAAUCAUUUCAGUAGCGUGGUGUAGCGGGCAUAUUAAAAUGUGCUAUAAUUUCCUAAUAGCAUCGACCUCAAGACUGUCAAUGCAGGCGUAUGGUUGUAUUUGGAUUUGGUGAAAACCUUUAAAAUCUUGCAUGUUUAGUCAUCAGUAGUUUUUUGUUUCAAAUUUGGAUUUCGAUUACUAUUAUUUAUUUUUUGUAUAUUUAUUAAAAGAAAUAUCGAUCCAACAUUUUAAUUGAAACUUAUUCCUGAUAAAGACUCGAAAUUAAUAAAAUAUAAAUAUUAUUUAGAUUUAGAAAGUGUAUUAUUCAAUCGUAUUCUGAAUGAGUAGCUUUAGUAUGUUUACCAAAUUUAAUAAUGGCAAAAUAAUAUUGUGAUUAAGGAUUUAAUAAUAUCAUUAAUUUUGCAUAAUUAUGAGGGACGAAAUCCCUUCAUAAAUACUAUAACAAGAUAGACAUUUAUAUUUUUGAUAAUAACUAUGUUAUUAAAUUAAAGUCAGUUCAUAUUCAUUAUGGACAUUUAUUUUGUUAUGAUAUUAUUCAUAGACUCUUGAAAAUAGAGACUUACAGUAUUUAUUACCCACAGCAUUAUUUUUGUUAAUAAAAUACAAUUUUACACUUACAAAUCGUUACUUGUAUAAUAAGUUCUCAAGUAAUCUGAUGAAUUUCUUGGUCGACGUUAAUCAAUGUCUUUUAUGUUUUUAUAUAUUUGGUAAUAAUAGUAAUACAGGUUACAGGAUUAUGUCACCGAUAUAAAAAUGUUAUUGUCUCUUAUGACUUAUAUUUUGAUAUAUUUUUAAAAGGUUUUUUUCUACGAAUACAAAUAAUAAGAUUUAACAACUGUUCAAUAGUAGUUUUAAUUGUUUUAUUAUUUUUAAAAAGUCAUACUUAACGUAAAAUACCUCUUUUGUUUUCAUUCUCUAAUUCAAUUCUAAAUGGUUCGCAAAUGAAUAAAUGAACUGGAGUUCUAGUCUAGUCGUCGUGGACAAUAGUAGAUUGUUUACUAAGUGAGCAAAUAACUAUUUAAAAGGCACAUGCGUUUUUCGCUCGGGCUUUAAAUCCGUGUUGCUCCCGAGGUGGGCACUCAACUUUUGUAUCACCAUCUAUUAGAAAAUAAGUAAAUGCAACUACGAAAAGAAGUUAAAAAGUAUUUUUUUUAACACACAAGAACAACACGACAAUCUCGAAAAUAGUCCAAAACACAUUUUCUGAAAAAGAUUUCAAUUUUCUUGCAUAUUUCCAAAGUAUGAAAUUUUCCUUUUGUGGUCGCGGACUUUGUAUCACAUUUUAAACAUACUUUCAUUCUCGCUAUUCGAAGAAGAUACAAAAUUUUUAUAAAGCCAAAAUAAAUCUGUUUUUUUACAUUAUGUGACUUGAUCAUAAAAUGUUCGUGAUUGAUCUGUGAUUGGAACUUUUGCUAACAAGAUCCACAUUCUUAAGUCAAAUCACUUAAGUCCAUAGGGAUUAAAACGCUAUUUUGGUUCCUGUUAACAGGACCGUCUUUGUUAACAGAGGACAAAGUAGGUCUCUUCGAAUAGAUGUUUUUUUCAUGUAUAGAUAUAUGGUUAAUACUAAUUGCAGGUGGGUUAUUCUGAGAAAAGCUCUUCAAUGCAAUUCGUGGCGAAAUUUCAUGUUAAGUUUUUAGAAAAUAUAAAAUAAUCCCUUUGAAGAAGACGCAAUAAUAAGAUAUAAGUAUCUAUGAAACAUGUAAUCAAUUUACAUAAUUAACCAAGAUUAAUUUUGAAUUUUUAUAAUCCACGAAAUUUAUGAAACGAUUUUGUCGCUACCAAAAUAAGAACAAAUUUCAGCUAAAAUCAUUCUCUGCUAGUCCGAUAAUGCAUAAAGUAACUAUUAAUACUGUAAAGUAUUGCCAACUUUGUUGUUGUGAAAAGUUUUUUUGUAAGAUUGACUUAACUGUGAAAAAUUACUCUGUUCGUCAGUUUGGAAAAUUGUUUAUUACAUAUAACAUAUGUGUAUAUAUAGUAAAAACAGACAUGAGAAUAAGCAAUCAAAAUUAUUUUAAAGUUAAAAUUGAUUUUCACGGUUCAUGGUUAAUCAUUUUCGUGGGCAGAUCGAUAUGGGCGUGCAAUCGCGCAUAUUAAGCAAGUUUCGCAAUGGUCGGUCAUUGGAUGGGUGACAAAAACUUAUUAUCUCGAGCUCCUCCGUGCUUCGGAAAGCACGUUAAGCUGUUGAUCCCGGCUGCAUCUGCAGUUGUUAGGAGGGUUCAAAUCCGCUCUGAGCCCAUUUGGUGGGUCAUGGCCCAGUCUCCCUACUCCAUCCAUAUGGAAGGUCUGUCGCAGCAGUGGGGAUUAAUAGGCUGUUGAUGAUGAUGAUCAUA